Molecule: messenger RNA, 13295 nt
Organism: Phalacrocorax carbo (great cormorant)
Lineage: Eukaryota; Metazoa; Chordata; Aves; Suliformes; Phalacrocoracidae
Source: RefSeq, a predicted model, not a curated record
AUGUUUCCCGACAGCCGAACGUUUCCCCGACAGACUUCCCAGCCCACCCUGACACCUGCGCUACCCUGUGCCCGUCCGUCACAGGCACAGCGCAGGAGCACCUGCCCACAGCGGCCGCCACGCGUGGGCUUCGCUCGCUUCCCUCGUGCAGGACGUGCGCCGCGGCUGGAACAUCCCCAGGUGAUGCCCGCGGGAAACCCCUCGUUCCGGGCGAAGCCGCCGGCAGCGCCUCCCCCGCCGCACCCCAGCUGCGGGGCGAGUUUCCCGGGAGGAAGCAGCGCGGGCUCCCCACGGACGCCCCACUGGGGCAACACCGGGGCUGCGGCGGGAAGCCCUUUCGCGCAAGCCCGGCGGGCGGGGGAAGCAGCGGGGGGGCCCGGCGGCGGCGGCGGCGGCGGCGGCGGCGGCGGCGGCGGGGCGGGCAGUCGGCGGGCCCGGGGCGUGGCGUGGGGCCGGCGGCGCCGGGAGGCGGCUCAGUCCCCGCUGCCAGCUGAGGGCGGCGGGCCCCGCGGAGCAGCCGCCCAGCCCGGCCCGCCCCGCGCCGCACCGGAGCCGCCGCCGCCGCCGCCGGCCGGCGAGGGCGGCAGCAUGAGCGGCGGGCGUAGCGGGCGAUCCGCCGUGAAGAUGGAGGCGCCGUUUUACCCCGAGGAAGGACUAGAGCUGCUGCGCGACUUCGUGCCGCUGCCGGGUUUCGGUACCGCCGGCGGCCCCGGAGCCGAUGCGGCGGCUGCGGCGGCGGCCGGGCAGAAGCUGCUGCUGGGCGCCGGGAAGAAGCGGGACCUGGCGACCGCCGCCCCCGCACCGCUGCCGGGGCCCUUCGCCCUCCGCCCGCCCGCCGGCGCCCGCGGCAGCGCGGCGGCUCUGCGCUUGCUACAGCCGCCGCCCGCCGCCGCCCCGCCGCCGGCCGCUGGCUCCGCGGAGCCGGCGGGCGGCGGCGGCGCGGCGGCGGCGGCGGCCCGCGGCGGCCCGGAGGCCGCGCUGGGCUCGGCUGCGGAGCUGCCGCUGCUUAAACUACCGCCGGCCGCCGACCUGGAGCAGCUGCUGAUCCAGGGGGGAGCGGGGCUGGGGUCCGGCAGUCCGGGGCCGACGGCGCCCGGGGCGGGGAGCGGCGGGGCCGCGGCCGCGGGGCCGUUUCUCUACCGGCAGCCGGUGACGCAGGAGCAGGAGGGUUUCGCCGACGGUUUCGUUAAGGCCCUGGCCGACCUGCACAAGCAAAACCAGCUCCUGGCGGCGCCGCCGCCGCUCUCCACGCCGGGACCCUGCUGCACCGCCCGCCCGGGGCCGCCGGGAGCCGCCGCCGCCGCCGACCCGCCGGCCGUCUACACCAACUUGAGCGGCUUCAACCCCGCGGGGCCGCUGAGCCCCUCGGGCAGCGCCUACCCCGCCGCCUCCGCCCCGCCUCCGCCGCCGCCGCCGCCGCCGGCGGGCCUGGGCUUCGGGGCGGCGGGCUUGGGGAGCGGCCGGCUCCCGCCGGCGCGGUCCCUGGAGGAGCCGCAGACGGUGCCCGAGGUGCCGCCGUCGGCGGGCGGGGAGGGCGGCAGCAGCGCCCCGACGCCGCCGUCGCUGUCGCCGCUGGACGCGGAGAGCCAGGAGCGGCUGAAGGCGGAGCGCAAGCGGCUGCGGAACCGCAUCGCCGCCUCCAAGUGCCGCCGGCGGAAGCUGGAGCGCAUCGCCCGGCUGGAGGAGAAGGUGAAGGCGCUCAAGGGGCAGAACGCCGAGCUGGCCGCCACCGCCAACCUCCUCCGCGCCCAGGUCUCCCAGCUGCAGGGCCGCGUCCGCAGCCACCUCUCCUCCGGCUGCCACAUCAACGCCGCCGGGCAUCCGCCCCCCGCCGCCGCCGCCGCCCAGCCCCGGGAGCCGCCCGCCGAGGCGGCCGCCGCCGCGCCGGAGACCAGCGCCUGCUGAGGAGGGACGCCCCGACCCCGGCACCGGCACCAGCUCCCUUCCGGGCACCGGCACCGCCCGCCGCCGGGGCGGCGCGGAGCGGAGGCACCGCGGGGCCGAGGCGCGCCCCCACCGCCGCUCUCCUCUUGUUAUUAAUUAUUAUUAUUACUAUUUAUUUGCGCCCGGAGAAGGCGGCUGCACGAGCCGGGUGUUGCUAAGUGUUCCCCGAGGUCUCGAUGUUUCGCUCGGCAGCGAGGGUCUCCGUGGGUGGUUUUGGGGCAGGUGGAUUGUUUUGUUUUUCUUUUUUUUUUUUUUUUCAGUGAAGUACUUGAGGUCUGUAGAGAUUUCGGAAAUUAAGGAGAUUCCUGUUUACAGAAAGAUUCAACUUUAUUUUCAUGGGGGAUAUAUAGUGUGUUUCCUAAUACACCUUACUGAACUGCAUAGCAAUGGAUAAGCUUUUCAAACUUAAAAAAAAAAAAAAGCCAGAAUCGUACCCUUUUGAAAAGAUGUGCGUGUAUAUAUAUAUUUAAAACAUAAUAUGGCUAUGUAUAUUUUCUUGGUAUUGAUAAAGAACUUUUUUUUAAAAUACCGUCUUUCUCUAGAGCUUUAAUUUGCCAUUGAGAGUUAAGACAGCUAUGUGGGUGCUCUUGCACUUAACACAGCUUUGUUUUUAAAAUUGAACCCUGGAGGGAAAUGAUUUUUGUUGUAAAUCUGAAGCAGGAUGAAAUGCAUUGCUGAUUCAGUCAUAUGAAAAUACUUUUCUAAACUGUAUGCUCCGUAUUUCUUGUGCCAGUGCGAACCUGGGGCAUUGAUAGUUAUUUAUUGAAACUUGAACACUUUUGGAGGUUGCCUAGACCUUAUUUUUCUAUAUAACAUAUUAGUAGUGAAAACGGUUAAUUUGGCAAGAAGAGCUUUACUUUUUUUUCCUUCACUGUGUACAUUCCAGUAGUGUUUGCUCUUUACGUAGUAUAGUAACAACUCAGUGCUAUACAGAAAAGGGCUCAGAUUUGGGGUGGGUUAGCUUUAUAGCUAAGGUGGUACUUCCAUUGUAUUCUGUUCGAAUAAAUCACAGAAAUAUUAUGGAGAAGUAGAUUUAUUUUUCAGUAGAAAUCUGUGUAUCUUGCUUCUUGGUCUACUUUGUUCUAAAGAAACUUUCUGCAAUACUCUAGAGCAGAAAGAGUCAGCACUAGAACGUGCAACAUUUUUCUGGUUGGGAAGAAUUGGUGUGAUUUAUUUCUUUGUCAAGAUUUUACUAGUAGAAGAGAAUAGUAAAGGAACUAUUUCCUCUGAUUUGACAUAAUCCUCAAUCAGUUUUUGAAAGCUUUAGAUCCCUUGCUCGGUACUACUGCCUACCUUGCUUUUGCUGCACCUGUGUAUUUUGAGCAUAGCCGCUAAUGCAGCGCUGUUGAGCCCUGUGGCGCGGUGCCGUGGGAAGGGUCUGUCGGAGUGUGGCCGUCACCCCACCAGAAGCCCCUCGGUGUGGGGGCUGCGGGCUGGGCCUGCCGUUGGGGGAGGGCAGGGCAUCUCCUGAGCAGAUCCAGCUUGCAGAGCGGGGCCCACUCCCCUCUUUGAAACUGUGCUAACAACUUUGCUUGAACUCAGAGGCAAAACUUACAUGGGGAUAUGUGUCUGUGCCAGCUGGUGAAAAUGGGGAUUGUAUGAGGAACCGAGGGGGCAUAGACAUCUUUAUGUGUACAAGCCAUUGCUUGGGUCUGUUAAACCCACUCAGGAGCUGUUAAACAUCUCUUACUUCUUCUGAAGGCUACGCUUGAUGCUCUGCGAUUCAAGAAGAAUGGGAUAGACUCACAGUUUUUCUUGCUUUCACUGGGGAUACGUGAGUGCUAUCUGUCCUGAAAGUUGAGCUGCAGAAGUCAAGUGUGUGAGCCUUUUCUUUUAGUGCAUAGUCAUUCCUGGCACUUGUGUGAAACGACAUGACAAUGCAUAGCAAUUGUGUUAUUGUAGCUGAGAUGCUCUGAGGAUAUUUCUUUUCUUAAUGCAUAUGCAAAUUAGGUAGAAGCCAUAUUAAUCAUUGUAUAACUGUAAUCAUGUCACCAGAGCCUUUUUCGGUGGUUGAAAUGAUUGCCUGUAACAAGUACCUUCUGCUGUUAGAAAUACUAAUGAACAUAUAAAAAAUUAUUUUGAUCUUAACACAGGUUUAAAGACUUCUUAAAGGCAUUCUGAAAUGGACAGCAUACAAUCUGUAGCACUACCUUUUAUAUAACAACUGGGUGAAAAAUAGCUGGUUUUUACUAUGUGGCAGGCAUCACCUAUCUGCAAAGAUGCUGCAAGACUCGAGAAACUGAUAAAGAUUUUUUUUUUUUUUUUUUUUUUUUUUGCCCCCGACAGUUAGCAUGCUUUCCCUAGUGAGAGAGGUAAUGCUGCCUGGUAGACGUAUUGAUGUGAGAUGCUUAGCUUUACUGCAUGUGUAGUGAGGUGGGUUUUUUUCAAGGAAUCCUGGAAAAAUUCAUAAAAAUUACGUGGGUGGCCACUACUGUUUCAGUUCUUGUAUUUGCAAAUUGAGUGUAGGGCUAGGUGAAGAUCUUGUGGUAGGACACGGGACAGUGUUAAAUGCAGCUGUGCAGUACUUGUUCUUUACUUGUUUUACCAUUUCUGGUCAUACUGUAUUAGUAAUGACCAAGGAGAAGUGGGGGAUCCACAAAACACAGGAAAUCACUGCAAUUCCCCUUCCCAGCCAAGGGCAGGGCUAUUAUGAGCUCACCCUUUUCAGCAUGGUAGUGUUAAAGCUGGAAACCACCACACAUUACCUCUCUCUCUCAUUUAAACUUUCUGCAAGAGCAGUCCUGCAUCCAGCCUCUCAGAGACCUCGUGUGGCAACUUCUUUGAUAGCCUGCUCUAUAUUCUAGCUGACAUCUGUUAGGUGGUAGAAGUGCUGACAGGCCAGCUCUGUUACCCUGAUGACUGAUGAGAGGUUACUAGUGAGGCUGGUGGCUCCAGCUGUCUGCCAGAGGCUACUAUUCUGGUAGUGGAGUUGCCAGAAAGAAAUGUUUUCUGUAGAGUGACAGGUUACCUUCACAAAUGCCUUCUUUUAUCUGGGAUUUAGGCUAAGACACAGGAUCUAACACUGACGUGACCAAAAUCUGAGAACAGUGUGGGGUAGCUGGUUUUUUUCCCCUGUUGUUUCUGCUAGAGGUUGCUGCUCAUAUAGUAGAGAUAUGAGUGGAUAGCCUAAGCACCUCGCAUUUUAAGCCAAUAUAACAAGAUAUAACACAGGAGUGCUUGCCUGCUGCAGCUAUCAGGCUUGAUUGUUACUGUCUUCUAAAAUGUAUCAGUACUCUUGGCUUUUCCCAAAUCUUUAAAUAUGGCUUCUUUAUUUUGUUCUGCCUUUUUUCUUCAGUUCGUAGCAGUAUUUUUCAUGUCUAUUUCUUUUAGGGUUUGAUUUUCUGCCUAAAACUUUGGUCACUGUGAGAUGCUAAAAGACGGAGACUGGGUAAAAAUUUUCCAGUUCUUUAUGUGAUUUGCAUCAAUGUAGCUGCUUUUCAGUAACUUGGGGCAAGUUGGCUGUGUAUCACUGCAACAAGACAAACAAGAAAACUCCACCAAAACAGUCCAUGAUCAGUGGAAUCUCACCGCUUUUUAGCAUUUUUCUUCAUCCUUCAAAACCAUACCAUGUUUUAUUAUACUUGUGCACGCUAUUUGCUAGUCCAUACAAAGAUUCUCACUGCGUGACUUGGGUUUCCAGGGUACCCUCAUGCCCUUCUGAUAUGGUUUUGCAUUCCAGGUGCACAGCCAUGACAAUCAGACAUCCCUCUUUGCUUUGCCCUAGCUGUAAUCACUCCUCUGGAGAUUAUACAGUCCCUUCCUUUGUCUGUUUUGGCUGGUGGAUGCCUGUUCCUGUGCCCAUCUUGCUUGCUGCUCAUCAGCAGAUUUUGAACGCGCUUGAACCGAUAUCUUGAUCUAGAUGCGAAGUGCCUUCCUAUUUAGGUGCUACAGCAAAAUAGUUUGAUUCAUAAAUUACUUUCAUUUCUUUAAAUUGUUAUCAGAUCUUUUCUGUCCUGGGGAGUACGAGGAGGAGUGUUUGUGGUGAGGGAGGUCUUGUUCACUCCUUCCUUGGGCAGAGGGAGGAGCUCCCAUCAGAUCUGCCCCUGCUUGCUGUGAGUGCAGGGAAAGUGCUCUUCUAUGACUGAUUCAAACGUUGUCAUUACUAGAAAAGUUAAUUGGUUUGCUCCCCAGCAUAGAAUGGGUAGUGAAAUCUGUCAGCAUCACAAGGUGUCCAGACAUGUCCGGGUGGUUGGUGAGUGGUUCUUACAACUUUCACUGUGACUCCAGGUCGAGCCCAUUUGGCAGGCUUAGAGAGCAAUUGCCAAAGCACAAGUACUUUGCAUACUUUGAGAAGCGUAGGUGUUCAGGGGUGAUAAGUCCUGAUUACCAAGAGGGAUGAUUCUGGUGGUGGUGACGACAUUUUUGUCAUGAGCCUUUGAUGGUCUUGCAAGACAUAAAUACCUCAAAGGAUUUGGACUUUUCACUGCAUGUCAUAAAUCACUAUUAACUAUCAUGCACUGUUGAAGAUCAAAGGGUGGGCCUACUACAAUUCUCCAUUAUCUUCCUUUGUGUUUAUCUCAUUACUGAAGGAAGAGUCAUAAGGCAUACUUUUUUUUCAUUUAAAUAUCUUAUUGAUGGUGUCUGUCUCACCUUUGACAAAGGAGUGAUCUCCCAAAGUUAAGCCCUGGGGCAUUCUGCAGUUUGCAGCUGUUAAAGUGGAAAUUCUAUUUGGCAACUCAUUUCUAAUUAGCUACAUAGCUUGAUGACACUUUCUGAAUUCUUGUUUGGUGGUGUCUGAACUACAGGUGCAUGCUGUGUCUCAGUUACUAGUUGUGCUGAAAAUAGUGACUUCUCUGCCAUAACCUGAGUCUUGUCUGUUUGAAUCCCCUAGCUUCUUAGAGAAAGUUUCUCCAUAUCUGAAAUUAAUAUGCAAAAAAAAACCCAAACCAACCCCAUCAUUUUGUAACAUAAGUCAUUCUUCCAUGCAUUUUGUGUGCCCUUCUGCUUCUGGAGUGCAAGUUAAAAAAGAAAAAGCAAUGAGUUACAUUUUCCUUUAUUCUUGUGUGCAGCUGUUAACUGCUGCUAGAUAAUUUUGCUCUUUCCUUACUUGAUUCUCUAAGUUUCUAUGUUUAGCAAGUAGACAAAUUGGAGUAUGACAUAGCUGCGUACAUAUUUGAUUUGCACAAAACCACUUCCAUUUUCCGAGUGUUCUGUUUGCAAUUUUACUGUAACUGAGAAUGAGUGUUGAAGAGUUCUAGGCUGUUUUAACACUCUUUGGUCACUUCCUCUGAUCAGUAUUGUGUGCAGUGACUGCGCACCUUCCAGCAGAGGUGGACAGUACAGUCUGUCAGGGGUUCACCUUUUUUUAACAUUUGGCAAGACGUGUAUCAGCAGAAAAAGCCUUGAACAGAAAGCUUUCACAGUGCAUAAUAAUCCUGCAAAUGUCAACUGAUGUUUCUAAUGCUGCAGUCACUUGCUGUGGGUCUGCAUCAGGGUUUGCUGUACCUGAUGCAGUAUGAUAAAUGUUCCUGUGACAAACUGCAGAAUCUAAAGUUUCUUAUAAACUUGUUAAUCUUGCUGCACAUGGUGAAACUUUACUGUGAAGGGGUUGAUGAACUAGAUCUGAAUUUAUGGAGACUUAGGUACAUUACAGGAGACAAGAGGUCUUGUUAAUUCUCAGUUAUUCCUGUCCUGUGUUUCAAAGAUAUUUCUCUUUUUAUCCUGCCUGUGAAGUGGCUUGCAGCUUUUUGUGCUGUGAAACUUCUCUCUUCGUAGUCUCUGGUAGUAACUCAGGCGGGACAGAAGCAACUUCUGCAUGAAGUGGUCAUGUGUGACAAACUAAAUGCAGAUUUCUGAAAAACACUGCAACAGUGAGUGUACAGUGGAGAACCUGCUGUUGUCUGUGUGUUGCUAAGGGAGUCUAGAAAUGUAUGCACCUAAUUCAUAAUGAGGGCGGCUUUCCAAGACACCAUCCUGUUGACUUGCUAUAGGCAUUGAUCCUUGCUGCUUGCUUUAGUCUGGAAGCGGUUUUCCUUAUCUAUUGCAUACCAGAAGGUUUACUUUCUGCAUCAGUAUAGUCACAAGCCAGAUCUCUGCUUGGAUGUUGAAACAGUCCACUGCAUGCAGGUCAACCAGAAUGCCAUACUGUAGCCGUCCUCGCAGGGUCCUGCUGAGGAAACAGAGGCAGGGAGAGGAAGGAAACCAGUCUAGGAUCUGCAUCCUCACACCAAUGCUGUGUUUUGAAAUGCAACUUUCUGUUGAGUAGUCUUGACUAAAGUGUGUCACUGGUGUAAAAGCACUGAAUCUUGGCCUUGUGCCUGCAGGGGACAUGAGGUCUUGUGCUGGACUUCUGCUUUGGGUGGUAUCCUCUCAACUCUGUGCCAGCCACUGGUACAGGAAAAGCCAGCAAGUCCAACCUUUAUGAACAAAUUCUUCUGAAGCACACAGGUACCCAUAAACACAUGUCAAGGUGUUGUGCACAGACACUCGCAUGCAUAAAGAAGGGCAUGGCCAAAUGGAGGAACUGUGAUUUUCUUAGCUGCAGCAGUACACAAUGGGGCACCUUCAUAUUCUUUGUCAUGGUCAAGUUCUCCCAGAAGAAAACCAAGCUGCAAUUCUUUGUGUGAUUGCAAGGUAAUUUUUUAGAUUUCCAGUCAAAUUGACGAACUGUCAAAUCCUGCAAUGCUAAAUUAACACAAAAAAGAUAAUUAAUUUUGAAGUCACAUUUAGCCUUAAUGUAAUCUGAAGUGCUGCAGUUCAUAUGUAGUAAUUUGCUGCAAAGUGAAAGGAAGGUUCUUACAGAUAAUGUUUGCUCUUUUGUCUGUUAUCAAAAGGUCUCUAUCCAUAGUGUGGCUAGCUGUAAAUUGAGCUUUGUUCUGAAUUUCUGGUACUAGUAACAUACAUGGUCUGCAGUAGUUUAAGGAGUAUGUGUGUUGGCUAAACUGCUUUUCUAGAGGAAUUAUGAUUUCUGUAGGAAUGCUUUGGAGUGGUGAUUGACUAUGAAGCCUUCCUAACACAUGGAGAUAAUAGAUAUGACCAGUUCACUGUGCACUAAUACACUGCUAGAUUCUGAUAUUUAGCACACUGCUGAUAAUAUUUACUUCUGCUGUUACUUAUUGGUCAAGAACUAGUUCAGGGUGGAAUUGUAAGCGACCUAAAUAAGGUCCACAUAGUCAGAGAGCUGUGCCACUGGAGAUCAGUAACAGACCCUCCAUUUCAUCCCACAAGAAAAAUAUAUCUUUUUUCUAGAUUAAGUCCUAUUUUACUCUUCCCUUGAAAUUUAUUUAAAUAAAUUUGAAAACCUUUCUGCUAAGUACCUCAAAGCAUCUCUUGCAACUGUUCAGUGACAGUCAGAUUGUGGUGGUACUUCUGCCAUAGAUGGAGAAAGCUGAAGCUGCAAAAAGUCAGGCUUCUCAUUGCAUCCCUGUUUUUAGAACGUGGACUGAACAUUUGAAAAAUCAUAACCAGAAACUUGAACUCUGUAGAACUGUUUGAUACCAGUUUCUUGUCCUCUGCAGAAAGCUUCCCACCGCCCUAAGGGAUGUGUGGCCCUCCUGCCUGACAUGGAAAAUUGACCUUUAAAAAUGUACAGUCUUUAAAAAAAAAAAAGGCUUAUAAAGAUAAUCUUGAGGUUCACACUGAGCCUUUUGAAGGAUAACGUGUUGAGCUUGAGAACCUUUCCCACACCUUUGUUUCAUAAAUCUCCAGAUUUUCUUGUAAUGCAGGACACAAGCAAUGUGGUGGCACAGAAUAAAGUUAAUGGACUAUUCCAGACAGCAUAUUUAGGAUAUCUUAUUUUCCCCUAGUAACUGUUAGGGAAAGAUACCAGUAGAAGAUACUGGUAUAAAACUUGCCCUUCUUAAAGGAAUAGAGCCAGAGGUUGAACUCCUGUUUUUUCCAACUUUUACCAUUCUGUCUUUUAAUAUCCUUCAUGGAAGGGUGACAGAAAUAGUGGGAAAAUACUGACUACUGGAGAGUUAAAUAAUCUUGUUACGUAUAAUAUGUCACAUAAGCUGUGGCCAUGAGUAGCUAGGACACCUAUUUAGAGUCUGCAAGAUGACACCUUCAGAUCAGGGAUUCAUAAAAUGCUGCCUAAGUGUCAUUACCAGUCCAGACCAUUUUGUGCCAGUUACUAAAAUGGUAUUGUAAAUCCUUGUGAUGUUUGAAAAUCUUUCCGGGCACACUACUGAUAUCACAGCACAAGCUGGUAUGUCUAUGGUAUCUUUAUGGUAUGAUACCGCUUUAUCAGCAGGCCAAAAGUGUGUAAUAAAGUCUACUUCUUUUAUUCCUUUUCUCAUGGUAAUAGAGAUAGUACUUGGAGGAGUCAGCAACAUUAAGAAAAAAACCAUGGAAUCCAAGGAAGAAAUAAAAUUUAUCUCUGGUACAAUAUUUAGUGGUAAUGUUGUAUGUUUAAGUGGCAGAGGAUUAAGAUUGCUUUUCAGAAUGCUCUUUAGCUUGUUUUGUUGUUACUCCUUAAGUAUCUUCUAAACUUCUCUUCUUUGGAAACUUUGCCCCUCCCUGUUUGGCCUGAUGACUGGUAAUUUCACACUUACCCUUAUUUAUUUAAAGCCAUGGCAACCACCAUGCUGAAAUGUCAUCAAGUAAAGUCCAGUUGGAAUGCUGACUGAUGAUGCAAAGGUCUGCUAUCUAAUAAAAUGAACCCGUGGAGGAUGAGCUCCAAAAGACAGCUACGCCCUGUCUUCAAGCAUUUGCUCUAAUUUCAAGGCUUUCCCAUGUGGUGUUGCUCAACAUGUAACAAAACAAGUUCUUGCGAGCCCCUUGAGCAUUCCUCCUAUGUAACAGAUUAAAUAAUCAGGCUUCGUUAAUUCCCCCUCCCCAAAAAAAACCCAAACCCAAAAUGGAAAAAAAAGAACCAUCACACGCAAAUAUUGGAGAAUUGUUUUGCUUCGGUGCAAAGCAUUAUUUGUGAAUUACAGAGACACUUGGCGCAGUUCUGACAUGUGAGCCGUCAGUGUAAACACCUACUUGCACCAGUGAUUUUUGGUUUGGUUGCACUUAGCUACUUUGUAGGGGACAAAGGGAAGGGAAUAAGUGUUGCAAUAUAGUGUUGUGCAAUUCCUGGCUUUGAAAUAGAAAAUGAUGAGCAAGUCUGCAUAGGCCUCUCACCCACCAAAAUUUGGCCGCUGGUUCUUACCACUCCCACUCUUCUUAAUUCAGAACGGGUCUGCUGGCUUCUUAAGGUCAAAAGGAGACAAGGAUAGACAAGAGAGGGCAGUAUCAGGGCUGUUGUGCUGUUCUCCUCGGCCUUAAAACUCAAUCUGUUAGAUUACCUCUAGUUUAUGAUGUCUGAAGGUAAUCUUUAGGAUUCCUAUGUGGGGUCUUACUGGGAAAGGUGACUGGAUCCAUAUUGCUGAUUAAGUCUCAUUGGUGAAGUAGCUCUUCAGCUGUCCAUGUUUUUCAGUCUGUGUAGUUGUAGGACAUUCUUCCAGGGCUGUUCCUCUUUCCUGGAGUGGCUCAUCUAAGGCUGGCUUGGUCUUCCUGCAGUUUCUGCCUAGAUGGAAUAUCUUUCUGAGGUUUAGGUGUUUGUGACGGAUAAUGUUGUAUCACUCAAAAUAGACACCCUGAGAAAGGAGCAGUUCUGGAUAGGUGCAGACUGGGAAAGAUUAAAUCCAUCAUUCUUUGAGCAAUAUGUCUUUGUAUCAGUUGAACAGAGCAACUAACUCCCAUCAGCUAAAAAGGAGAGACCUCUUGGGCAAUGGGACCCAGGUUUGAAAGCGCUCGGUUUCUGGUGCCUGGUUCUUGCCGAACUUCUGUGGUACAGAAAACGUUUCAUGCCCUGCAGUACAUAAAAGCCUUGCAAUAUCAUGAGCUGGGGCUCCUGCUAGGAUCAAGCAAGUCCUGUGGUCCUCAUUGGGAUUACAGUCAUGCCACACGCUGAUCCACUGACCAAAGGGAUCUCCUGAAAACGAGAAGCAGCCCCUCCCUGCUGCUGGGUAGCCACCAGCAUCCUCAUGCUCUCUUUUUGUCCAAAAGGAGAAGUGUGAGCAAACUGCCAUGUCCUACAGCUCUGGAAUCCAAACUGGUUCUUCCCAGGCCUUCGGGCAUGGCACUGAAACUUUCUUCUUCAGGAUAGCUGUUCAAAACGAAAGGUGGAGACAGCAGUUCAGAUUUGGCUUUGCUCUUCCAGCAGCUUACGUGCAACUAGUUGGUGGGUGGUUGUCUGCCUACAUCCUUUCCUGGGUUCUUGUAAGUUGGGUUUACAUGUACCUUCUUAUUCUGCCUUAUUAAAUUAGCUGGCACAGAGGAAGCCUCUGAGAAACCCUUUCAAAGUCUCUGCUUCAGGAAGAAUUUUUUAAAAAUUACAAUAUUUGAAUAGAUUAAAAAAACCUCCCAAGACAAACAAGCCUCCUGAAACAAACAAAAAACCCAAACAACAAAACAAAUUACUUUGUAUGGAUACGCAUACUUCCCAUUUUUUUAAACCUGAUUAUUUUAGGGAACUCUGUUCAAACAGGUGUGCUGGCAAGGACAUUGCACACAGACAGGGGUAAUCACAGUGAAACAAAAUUCAGUAGCUACUCAUUUGCUGGAUUUGGUCAGGAGACGUUUAUCAAGGACACUUCUGACAGCUUUUUUUCUGAUGCGGUGAUUUUUUUUUUACGUAAACAGAAGCUACAGGGCUUAAAAAUAUACAGCUGAGGAUUAUGUCCAUUGUAAUUUUUUUACAUUACUUUUACAAACUAUGUAGUCUUAUAUUCAAAGUACUUAUUUCUGAGACAAAGUGGACAAUAUUAGUUGGCAUCUUGCACUUGAUUAAAUGUAGAAUAUUUUCUUAAUUUAGUGAUGUGUUUAGGAGAAUACUGUAACUUACUAAAUAUACAACGGUGAUAACUGUGUUUACAGUACUUUUCCAAUUCCUACUGUUCAGUGGUAGCAAACUUGUUUAAGAAUUAAAAGUAAGGCAUACUGUGAUUGGCGAUCUUGGAAAAAUUUACUCAGUGCUGCUACCACUAAAUGCUGUGGGAUGGAUACCAUGGAUUUAAAUGGCAGCAGAAUUGUAUUCCAAGCCUCUGUCUUAAGUACUUAUGACUAAAAGGCGACUUGCCUUGUGCUCCUUUAUGUAUCCCUGUGUGUAGUACAUCAGUUAGAAAUCUGUUAAUGAUUGAUUUGUAACACUAGGACCUUUAUGGAGAUCACAGUGGGGUUUUUGUUUGUUUUUUGUUUGUUUCUGAACAGACACUUAGACAUUUUGGAAUGUAUAACAUUGAUCCUUGUGCUGGAAUUGUUUACAUGCAAAAAGGUAUUUAUGAUUUUUUGCAAACUGCAAUGUGCAAUUUUGUACAUGUGUUUAAAGAGUUUAUAAGGAAGAUAUUGUAUGUACAGUACUUGGACCUGAGUAUUAUUUCUUUGAUAUAAAUAUCUAGAGGAAAAUUAAAAUUGCUUUAUAUUCA